Messenger RNA from Labeo rohita (rohu), 1119 nucleotides. Its product is annotated as olfactory receptor 24-like. Gene Ontology annotation, cellular component: membrane. Bases 157 to 1119 code for a protein of 320 amino acids. The transcript is spliced from 2 exons. Gene Ontology annotation, biological process: G protein-coupled receptor signaling pathway. The record is from RefSeq and is a predicted model, not a curated record. Gene Ontology annotation, molecular function: G protein-coupled receptor activity; olfactory receptor activity. NCBI's taxonomy places the organism in Eukaryota, Metazoa, Chordata, Actinopteri, Cypriniformes, Cyprinidae.
CAGUGAUCCUGGACUGCGAAGCAGAGGCAGAAACUGCAGGGAGAACAACAGCGUCUGCCUUAUCCACAAACUACAGCCUCAUCACAUGUAUCUGGAUUCUCAACCACUAAAAGCGAAGCACGCUGCAAGGAAGCUGGGUUGUAAAAAAGGACAGACAUGCAAAACGCCAACAACUCCAUUGUUCAGCCUGCAGGAUUUUACAUUGUUGCACUGAGUUCAAUGUCUUACAGUAAUAUCUAUGUCAUGUUCCUCACAGUGCUUUAUGUGAUCACAGUCAUAUGCAAUGUGUUUCUGAUCACCAUUAUUUUCUAUGAUCACCGUCUGCAUGUCCCAAAGUUCAUGGCUGUUGGUAAUCUAGCUGUGGUUGAUCUUGUUCUCAGCACCUCUCUUGUGCCGGGCAUGAUAAAGACUUACAUUGUUCUAGACAAUUUUGUGCCAUUCAAACUGUGCAUUGUACAAAUGUACACUUACUAUACUUUUUUAUCCCUAGAAUCACUUUGCUUAUGUAUUCUCUCUUAUGACAGGUUCAUUGCGAUCUGUUUCCCUUUAAGACAGGAGUCUAUAAACACAAACACCAGAAUGGCUUAUAUAAUUGGUGCAGUUUGGUUCUUUGUUUGUACUGUGGUACUCUACAGCACAUCCGUCUCAACCCUGACAUUUUGUGGCUCUCUCAAGGUCAACAGCUAUUUUUGUGAUUAUGCUCCUGUUUUAAGACUUGCUUGUAGCGAUGUGACAUCCCAGUGGAAUUUUGCCACUGCUUUGACUGUACUCUUUAAUGCUGUACCUUUAACUUUUAUUUUGUUGACCUAUGUGGGUAUACUGACUGCUGUAUUCAAAAUGAAAAAUAAUCAGAGUCGUUAUAAGGCGCUGGCCACGUGCACAGAACACCUCAUAAUAGUGGCUCUAUUCUUCAUUCCAAUUUUUAUUAUCUUCAAUCUUGGAUUUUUUGGAAUUAUUAUAAACUCAAAUGUAAGAACAGUGUGCUUGUCUUUGUCGUCCCUCCUCACACCCUGUGUGAAUCCCAUCCUCUACUCACUGAAAACUAAAGAGAUUCAAAAAAGGAUUUACUCUUUGUUAACCCAGAGACUGUCUGUUCAUCCUGUGAAAAAUUUGCAUUAA